AUGGCGUCCUCGCGCCAGUACCAGAUCCCGCAUACCCCGCGCGUUAUAUCACCGUCGCCGACACCCUCUGAGACGAGGAGCGAAGAUGGGUAUUUUGGACCGGUAACGCGGUCUGCGGCGCGCAGACAGCGCCUGCAGUCGCCGCCGCCCAUCGACGAGGACUCGUCAGGCUCGGAUCCAGAGAAGAGGGCGCGGGCUAGGAGCCGGAGUCCCAUUCUGGAGGGGAGGAGGAGACGGAUGAGCGGGCUGACGGCGAAGAGGCAGAUGAACGGAAAGAGCAAGAAGGCGGAGCUCACGCUGCCGAAUGGGACGGCGAAUGGCCAUUUGUCGCCCGCGGCUGCGAAUAAGAAUUACUGGCGGGAGAUGAGCAGGAGUCCGAGCCCGCUCGGUUUAAUCCCUAUACAUCAGAAGUGGCGGUCAUUUAUCCACCGACACGAAAUCCCCCGCAAGAUCCUACACGUCUCCAUCGGCUUCCUCACAAUCGCACUCUACUGCACAGGGCGACAAGCGGAUCAGAUACACCCCGUCCUCCUCACAUUGCUCAUCCCCAUCGCCGCGACCGACGUCAUCCGCCACAGAUACUGGCAGGUGAACCGCUUCUACAUCCGCUGCCUCGGCGCACUCAUGCGGGAAUCCGAAGUCGAUGGGUGGAACGGCGUCAUCUCCUACCUCCUCGGCACAUGGAUCGUGCUCCGCUUCUUCCCCAAGGACAUCGGCGUCAUGAGCGUCCUGCUGCUGAGCUGGUGCGACACGGCAGCCUCGACUUUCGGCCGCCUCUGGGGCCACCGCACAUGGCGCGUACGAAAGGGCAAGUCCCUUGCUGGGUCCAUCGCAGCCUGUGUGACCGGUAUCAUUACUGCUGCGUUGUUCUGGGGCUGGCUCGGCCCUCUCAUGUCCGAGUAUCACACGGGCGAGAACGCGUUUGCGUACCAGGGCGCGCUUGGUCUUCCGGCUCGGGCUCGCGAGGCCUUGGGCUUAUCCGUCGCUCAAAGCUCCAUCACUGGCUAUUUUGCUCUGGGUGCCAUGUCUCUCUGGGCAGGCAUUGUCGCCAGCGCCAGCGAGGCCAUUGAUCUUUUCGGCUGGGACGACAACCUUACCAUCCCCGCUCUGUGCGGUGUAGGACUCUGGGGCUUCUUGAAGGUCUUCGGAUGA
Molecule: messenger RNA, 1152 nt
Organism: Trematosphaeria pertusa
Lineage: Eukaryota; Fungi; Ascomycota; Dothideomycetes; Pleosporales; Trematosphaeriaceae
Exons: 2
Coding region: 1-1152 (383 amino acids)
Biological process (GO): phosphatidic acid biosynthetic process
Cellular component (GO): endoplasmic reticulum membrane
Molecular function (GO): ATP-dependent diacylglycerol kinase activity
Source: RefSeq, a predicted model, not a curated record